CGGUUGGAUGCGGUAACGUAGGUACCGCCCCUAGUUGAGCUAGGUGAACCAACAUCAGCAAUGAUCUACAUGUACAGGAGGAGCUUUAGCGGCUUUCGCAUGGUCCUGGAGACUAGUAUCCCUCUUAGUACCGUUGAUACAUACAACUCUUGAUUCAUUUUGUGAUGCUCUAUCAGCACUGUUCAGUACGAGCAAGAAGCGCUCCUGAUUUAGUCAAAUGUCCGGUCCAUACAUUUCUGGCGCUGAUCUCGAGCUUGCUUCGUACCACCAUGUUGGCAUUCUCUUACCCCAGAUGGAGAACUGCUUUUGGAGCGACUAACUUAGCCGCCAACAACGAUCCUGGCUUGAAACUUGGCAAAGCUAGCCUCAUUACACCGAACAUAUUUCUCUCGGAUUAUUAUACAGCUCGUGACGAGAAAGAACUCAUCAAACUGGGCAUCACCCAUGUCGUGUCUGUCCUGGAGCAUGAUCCUGUUAUUCCCAAAUGCAUCCCAGAGAAGAACAAGCUGAGGAUUCAAAUCAUGGAUAGGCCAGACGUUGAUAUCUUGCCUCACCUCGAGCGAACGACCGAGUUCCUUCGUCUGGCGCUAGAGGAACCAAUGAAUAAAGUCUUGGUCCACUGCUUUCAGGGAGUCAGCCGCAGCGCAACUGUAGUGUGCGCGUAUCUGACCUCGACUGGUAUGUCGGCGAAAGAAGCAGUGAAAUUCGUCAAAUCGAAGCGUGGUAUUCGGCAGCUCGAGAUUUAUGCCAAACGCUAUGCGAAUGUAUCGCAGUCUCGUCGUGAAAAUACGUUUUCGAGGAACAUCAAAAAGCUGAAAAUCAGUGAUGGGGUUGCCGAAAGGAUACGGUGGUUGAAAGGCAAGGGCGCAGAGCCUGUCGAAGUACAGGAGGUGAACAAGUGACAAUGCUGGCACUUUGACCGUGGAUAUCACUGGAGCCUAUCAUUGAAUUCAUCGUAAUUUUGUUCACAAAUCAGGAUUUAAAUCGAGGUCCAGGUCGAAGAAUUGUGGUUGAGGAGCACGGAGAUCUUGCCUGUACGGGUUCGCCCCGGGGCCCAUCUGGUUAGCGUCGGGGCCUUUGGGUGAUACGGUUGGUGCUGGAUCAAUCCAUUUUGAGAUGCGAAAUAGUCUACAAAGUAGGAAUAAUAUA
Desarmillaria tabescens is the source of this 1149-nucleotide messenger RNA. Its product is annotated as protein-tyrosine phosphatase-like protein. The record is from RefSeq and is a predicted model, not a curated record. NCBI's taxonomy places the organism in Eukaryota, Fungi, Basidiomycota, Agaricomycetes, Agaricales, Physalacriaceae. Gene Ontology annotation, molecular function: protein tyrosine/threonine phosphatase activity; MAP kinase tyrosine phosphatase activity; MAP kinase tyrosine/serine/threonine phosphatase activity. The coding region runs from base 165 to 902 and encodes 245 amino acids. The transcript has 6 exons. Gene Ontology annotation, biological process: negative regulation of MAPK cascade; protein dephosphorylation.